CGAGCGCUGGUUACACCUGUUUUCUCAGGUAACCCGACAGUCUCUCGCGAUCCCUGACUUCCUCUCACCGCAUGGACGUUACGCGCUGCUGAAGAGCGCUUUGAAGUGAAACUUCCUACGAACUAACAGCGACUUUAUAAAGUCCAUAAACAAACCAAGAUGAAUGAAAAUGACAUUGAACAAGGUGGAGUCGCCGUGAUGCCGAAAACAGAUCUGAGCUGGAUUCCAGAUUUCUUUAAAAAGAGAGUGUGCACAACAUUUGUGGAGGACUCUUUCAGCAAUGGUGGUCUGUGUCAGUGUGGGUCCACGCGAGACACACACCCCUCAGGGGCCCUGGGCGAUAACUUCAGCACAGCCAUGGUCAGUCACUGGGACAGCACACAGCACUCCUCCGAACAGCCCACAGACGCCUAUGGAGAGCUGGAGUUUGCUGGGGCCGGCAAGAGACACAGCUAUUUUUUGCGUCUCUCCAGCACUGCUGAUUCUUCCAGGGUCUUCAAUAUCAUGAGGGAGCAUUGGAAACUGCCGCAGCCCAACCUGGUGGUGUCAGUGGUUGGUGGUGAGAAAAAGUCAGAGGUCAAGACCUGGGUGCGAGACGUGCUGAGGCAAGGGCUGGUUAAAGCUGCACAGAGUACAGGUGCGUGGAUCAUAACCGGAGGGUUGAUGGAAGGCCUUGGCAGGUGUGUAGGAAAAGCUGUGAAAGAUCAUGCCACCGCAACGUCUUCUGUCACUCUCAGUAAAGUGGUCCUUAUUGGCAUCGCUCCCUGGGGCCUGGUGAGGAAUCGGGAACAGCUCGUCAACCCUGAGGGAAGUUUCCCCGCAAAGUAUUUAGUCAAAAACGGAGCACGGGACUCUUGCUAUCUGGAUAAUAAUUACAAGGCUUUCCUUCUGGUGGAUGAUGGGACCAUAGGGCGUAAAGGUGGUGAGGUUGCCUUCAGAGCCCGUCUGGAGGAUUACAUUUCACGUCAGCGCACAGGCAGUGCAAGUAUUGACAUUCCUGUUCUGAAUAUGCUGAUAUCUGGAGAAGCUUCCAUGCUGGAGGCAUUAGAUAUCUCUCUGAAGAAUUCCAUGCCCUGGUUGGUCCUGGCUGGUUCGGGGGGGCUUGCCAAUCUUGUGUGUGACAUCGUGGAGAACGUGCAAUCUGCUCCGAUGCCCUCAACUGGAGGAGCAGAGAAGGAGGAAGGGACUCCCAACAUGGAGCUUAGAGAACGAUUGGCGGAGAAAGUAAAGAUAUACUUUCCUUCAGAGCAGGAGAUGGACAAACAUGUUGACAGGGUUUUCAGCAUCUACCAAAACAAAGACCUCAUCUGCAUUUAUAACGCGGAACAGGAAGGAGCGGAUGAUUUUGACACUGUGAUGCUUAAAGUCCUCGUUCAAGCGAGUAAAAAACAUGCUACGGGCAAUUCUAAUCCCUAUACUGAUGAGUUGAGGCUUGCUGUAACAUGGAACAGAGUGGACAUUGCCAAGAGUGAACUCUUCAAUGGAAACAUCGACUGGAAGUACGAUGAUCUGAAAGAUUCCAUGACUGACGCGUUGAUGAACAAUAAACCCCAGUUUGUGCGUCUCUUCAUUGAUCAUGGUCUGAACAUUUUGAGCUACCUGACUUACGAAAAACUGGAAGAUCUUUACAACUCCAUCCCUGACAACAGCCAGGCCGGCAAACUGCUGCAGCAUAUCCUGAAGGAGCGCAGGAACGAGUCCAGCAAUGAUAAGAAAUACGGCAUUAGCAUUUAUGAGGUGUCCCAACUCCUGGAGGAUCUGUUAGGGGAGGUAUGCCAGCCCUUCUACAAGUCUGUACUGAUGCUGGACAAUAGUUCUACCAAAAGAAAAGCUUUUAAGAAAGCAUGCCAGGUCCUGCAGGGGGAGUGUAGCUAUCGGAAGCAGCAAUGUCAGCACGCGUGGUUAUGUCUCUUCAUCUGGGCAGUGCUGCAGAACCGCAGUGAGAUGGCCAUCUUCUGCUGGGAAAUGUGCGGCGAGUCUGUACUGACGGCUCUGGGAGGAUGUAAACUGUUGAGGGAGCUGUCUAAACAGGGGAUUGAGACAGAGGCCAAGCUUUCCAUUAAGGAGUUGGCCCAGAAGUUUGAGAAUAUGGCUCACGAUGUGUUUAGCAUGUGCUACCAAACCAAAGCCAGUGAUUCCUUUAAGCUACUGAUUCGCAAGUCUGAUAUGUGGGGUGACGCCACCUGUCUGAAGAUGGCCAUGGCUGCUGACGCCCGUAUUUUCUUCAGCCACGAUGGAGUACAGUCGCUGCUGUCUCAGAUCUGGUGGGGUCAGAUGGAGAGAGGAACUGAGCUCUGGAAACUUGCACUGACUAUGGUCAUUCCUCCUCUCUGCUACACCAACCUCAUCAAAUUCAGGAAAGAGGGUCACGCAGAAGACAAAUCGGUGAUGGUACCUCCACCCUCAGCAACAGACUGUCACUACACAGAAACUGUCUUCUCCUUCAAUGACAUCAAACACCACAGUGAAGCAGAGCAAGAGGAUCAUAUCAGACGACCAACAAAAGGUACCUUUGCACAUGUCAAACCUAAGCAGCCCUUUCUGUUUUCCCGCUGGAGGCAGUACUGGUACGCUCCUGUCACUUCAUUUAUCGGCAACGUUCUGAUGUACUUCCUGUUCCUGUUUCUGUACGCCUAUGUGCUAUUGGUCGACUUCAAGCCACCUCCCCCUUAUGGUCCUGCCCCUUCGGAGUACGUGCUGUAUUUCUGGGUUUUUACUAUCGUGUGUGAGGAGAUUCGAGAGGCGUUUAUUGUGGGCAGUAAGACUUUUACUCAGAGUUUGAUGCUGUAUGCUCAGGAUGUGUGGAAUAAGUGUGAUGUUCUUGCCAUCUCCCUCUUCAUUGCUGGUCUGUGCUGCAGGAUGUUCAAAUCGUCAUACAGCAUGGGACGUGGUAUACUGUGUAUUGACUACAUGGUCUUCACACUCCGACUCAUUCACAUUUUCGCUGUUCACAGACAGCUGGGUCCCAAAAUCAUCAUACUUGUCAAAAUGAUAAAGGAUGCGUUCUUCUUCUUAUUCUUUCUGGCGGUGUGGCUGAGUGCGUAUGGAGUGGCCAAUCAAGCUCUACUAUAUACAUACGAUCCAAGCCCUACCAGAGCGUUUCGUCGAGUAUUGUACAGACCAUAUUUGCAUAUAUUUGGACAGAUCCCUGUGGAAGAAAUAGACACUGGCAAGUAUUGGGAUAGGGACUGCACAGAUAAUGUCACAUUGAUUGAUGAAGGGAAAGAGCCAUGUAGAGACACCAGCCACAACUGGCUUGUGGUCAUUUUGCUGGUCAUCUUCCUACUGGUCACCAACAUCCUACUUAUCAACCUGCUUAUUGCCACAUUCAGCUAUACAUUCUCUAAGGUUCAGGAGCGCAGUGACACAUACUGGAAGUUUCAGCGCUAUAAUCUAAUAGUGGAGUAUCAUUCUCGUCCAAAUCUCGCUCCACCCUUCAUCAUCCUAUCCCACAUCAACCUCUUCAUCAAAAGAAACCUCCGCAAGGUGCCAUCUACCAAAAUCCACCAUUUUGCCGUUCAUUUGAAGGGUAGAGAGGCUAACAAGCUGGUGAAAUGGGAGACCUUGCAGAAGGAGAACUACCUGGCUUUCGAGAGCAAAAAACAAAAAGGGACCGACUCUGAGAGGCUGAAACGCAUGAGUGCUAAGGUGGAUGGUGUCCUCAAACAGGUUGGCGAGAUCAGAGAUGUUGACCGCAGACUGCGAACAUUAGAAUCAGAGAUGGAGUUCUGUACAUCUUCUCUUCAGUGGAUGAUGGAAGCUAUGUCUCAAAGCAGUACGGCGAAGGGCACUAAAGCACACCCGACACGCAAAGCUGUUGUUUCAGCCUCCCUUGAGAAAUGAAGAGAGCCUUUUCUGCUGUAUUCGUCUUCUGUCUCUCACUCUCACGGACACAUUCAGCAAGAAGCCACAGAGAGCCAGUUAAAGGAGGGGUGAUGACUUGUCAGAAAACUACUCUCAUUGUUUUGGUUUCCAUUUUUAAAUUGUUCAUCCUGGCCUUUUCAUGGUUCAUCCUGCUCUUUCGACUUGAGUACUCCCAAAUGACCUGUCCUCGUUUUCCUUGUGAUUGUGGGAAUGACUGGAGUAAAAGAACAGGGCACAGAAUGUCCUUGAACUUACUGUACACUGAAAGGUCAGUUAUGUCAUCAUGUUACAUUCAUAGAUUAAUCAAAUAAUAGUUUUAUUGUCGGUACAUUUUUUAAAGGUCAAUGUGAUUGUAUUCAUAGAAUCUGAUUUUACAGAGCUAUAACAUUAUUUAGAAGAAAGCGACCUGGCUUAAAAACUUCAGUGGGAACAAACAAAGCAUAUUAGAACGUAUGCAUGCAACAUGUUAUGC
Messenger RNA from Rhinichthys klamathensis goyatoka, 4336 nucleotides. Its product is annotated as transient receptor potential cation channel subfamily M member 4-like. Bases 160 to 3843 code for a protein of 1227 amino acids. Gene Ontology annotation, molecular function: ligand-gated calcium channel activity; calcium-activated cation channel activity. Gene Ontology annotation, cellular component: membrane. The transcript is spliced from 28 exons. Lineage: Eukaryota; Metazoa; Chordata; Actinopteri; Cypriniformes; Leuciscidae. The record is from RefSeq and is a predicted model, not a curated record. Gene Ontology annotation, biological process: calcium ion transmembrane transport.